AUGACGAGAACACUGUCUCCUAAGAAGCACGUCCAGUCCGUGACUUCCGACUACCCAUGGAGAUCCGACAACCCAUUUGGUCCACCUCAAAUACCGCGAUCCUUCCCCAGUGGCAUCAAACGCCUCCGAGACACACUCUCAAAGCUGGCGCCAUCCUCCUUCGCGGAAAAGGAACUCCUCCGAACAAAGAACCACCACAGAGUCCCCUUGACCGAGAGAAAUGUCGAUACCUUGGUCACCGAACAAGAAUGCGACGAGGCAUACAGGCCCAAUCUACACUCGCCCAAUAUCCAAGUUACUGAAUGGCUACGGCGAGUCUCCUGA
Molecule: messenger RNA, 324 nt
Organism: Penicillium roqueforti
Lineage: Eukaryota; Fungi; Ascomycota; Eurotiomycetes; Eurotiales; Aspergillaceae
Exons: 1
Coding region: 1-324 (107 amino acids)
Source: RefSeq, a predicted model, not a curated record